GUAGAUGGAAUUAUUGAUAUGGAACAUGUAAUGUUAAAAAGUUUUCUUUUUUGUUUAAAUAUUGGAAUACUUACGAAAGCGGAAUGCAAUAAUACUCAUCCAGAUCAAAGCGGAAAGUUAAACUGCUGCACACACUUCUUUCUAUAUAAUGGAGAAUGCAAAGAGUGCCCACCCGGAUUUUUUGGAGACAAUUGUUCCCGUCAGUGUUACUAUCCUUACUAUGGUCGACUUUGUCUGUACAUGUGUCAGUGUGACAAUAACACAUGUGACCAUGUUAUAGGAUGUACUAACAACACAUCUAUGGAUGCAUCAACAAAAGGUUGAUAACUCAUUAACAUUG
Saccostrea echinata is the source of this 340-nucleotide messenger RNA. Its product is annotated as multiple epidermal growth factor-like domains protein 10. The transcript has 3 exons. The record is from RefSeq and is a predicted model, not a curated record. Lineage: Eukaryota; Metazoa; Mollusca; Bivalvia; Ostreida; Ostreidae. Bases 19 to 324 code for a protein of 101 amino acids.